Molecule: messenger RNA, 712 nt
Organism: Galeopterus variegatus (Sunda flying lemur)
Lineage: Eukaryota; Metazoa; Chordata; Mammalia; Dermoptera; Cynocephalidae
Gene: AS3MT
Product: arsenite methyltransferase
Biological process (GO): toxin metabolic process; arsonoacetate metabolic process
Cellular component (GO): cytosol
Molecular function (GO): arsenite methyltransferase activity
Source: RefSeq, a predicted model, not a curated record
UCUUUGUUAUCUGGGACCAGUGUAAUCUUUAACCUUGUUUGGACUAAUAUGGCUCUGUUUCAGCAUGGUGGGGAGCUAUAUUUCAGUGACGUCUAUGCUAGCCUUGAAUUGCCAGAAGAAAUCAGGACAAACAAAAUUUUAUGGGGUGACUGUCGUUUUGUUUCUGACUUUCGUCUCUUCAAACACCGUAAGACAGGACCAGCCAAAAGAUGCCAAGUUAUUUACAACGGGGGAAUCACAGGACAUGAAAAAGAACUAAUAUUUGAUACAAAUUUCACAUUUAAGAAAGGUGAAGCUGUUGAAGUGGAUGAAGAAACAGCAGCUAUCCUAAAGAAUUCACAAUUUGCCCAAGACUUUCUGAUCAGACCAGCUGGAGAGAAGUUGCCAACAUCUGGAGGCUGUUCUACUUUAGAAUCAAAGGAUAUAAUCACAGAUCCAUUUCAGCUUGCAGAAGAGUCUGAAAAUAUGAAGUCCAGGUGUGCCCCUGAUGUUGCUGGCAGGUGCUGUGGCACAAAGGAAAGCUGCUAAAUCUACAGCUGACUAGAUCACAGUAGUGGACAAGAGGCUAAAGAAUGAUUUGCAUACAUUUUAAAAUCUGCUCUUCUCCAUAGCACAGACCAUUAGAAAAACUAAAUGGCAAAAAGGCACCAAAUUCUAGAUCAUUAAUAAAAAUAAAUGAAUUAUGUUUUUUGAUUCAAUAAAAAUUAAAAAA